Messenger RNA from Ogataea angusta, 1041 nucleotides. RefSeq lists its product as uncharacterized. Bases 1 to 1041 code for a protein of 346 amino acids. Gene Ontology annotation, biological process: regulation of plasma membrane sterol distribution; intracellular sterol transport; sterol metabolic process. The record is from RefSeq and is a predicted model, not a curated record. The transcript has a single exon. NCBI's taxonomy places the organism in Eukaryota, Fungi, Ascomycota, Pichiomycetes, Pichiales, Pichiaceae. Gene Ontology annotation, cellular component: Golgi apparatus; cortical endoplasmic reticulum.
AUGAUUUGCGUAGAGUGCUCUACACCCAUUCAGACGCUCUAUGAGAAAUAUAAGGGGGAUCAUAUUCGAUUGACGAUAUGCUCUAACUGCCACAAAGUUGCAGACCGAUAUAUAGAAUUUGAUAAGGUGCUGUUAUUCAUCGAUCUGAUGCUUUUGAAACCUCAGGCCUAUAGACACACGAUCUACAACCAAUCGUUGAACUAUGGAGCGGACUCUGCAGAUGGAAAAGGAGAUUUACAAAGCCAUAAAAGAACUUUCUUUCAACGACAUGGCCCGUUCUUGCGCCUGCUGGUGCUCAUGCUUCUAUUCGAGGUCUACCUGACCUGGGCCUACGAGGAAAAGAACUACUUGGAAAACAUAUACAGGACGUCAUUGAUCAACCGGAUAGUAUUGGAGCUGCCAAGAAUCAUGUCACAGUACUCAUUUUUUCUCACAAAGGCCGUUCUCGAUACCGUGGUUUUGCAUUUGUCGCUUCAAUUCUUCAUAUACAAACUCCUUGGAUUUGGAUAUCCGAUAACAGUCGAAUUUGAAAAUCAUGUGCCUCUGUCGUCUCUCAAAGCUUUGCCGUCCAAUGAAUCACCUCGAUUAGCAAGGUCUACGUCAUCUUCGUCGUCUACAUCAUCAAGCCCUACGCACAUCCAAAGAGUACACUUUUCCAGAGAAUAUUUCAUCAGCAUCAUUUCCUCCACCAUCCUGCUCUCCAACCUCAUAAAGCUCUUCCCGAUUGUGAUGCUUAUCUGGCCAUACGACAUAUUCAUUUUGAAUGUCACAGCAAACAUGGUACAAAUCAUACAUCUUGUCAUUCUCAUCGAGGCCAUCCAUAUCGUAUUACUACAAAAUCAGAACAAUCACUACUGGAAACUCUCGCUGAUAGUUUUCACGAGCUAUAUAAUCAAACUCGUUGUCUCCAGGCUUCUAAUCAUGUCGGUCUUCCGGCUCAUGUACCGUCUACCGUUCAAAACACUGAUUUUGGAUGAAAUGCAUCAAAUCCAACUGAAGUUGGAGCUGGUGACCGAAUUGUUCAAAUAUGUGGGUCUUUAA